AUGGACUGGGUCUUCGGCGUCGUGCCCACGGCGGAGAGCCUGAAGACCUACAAGUACCGGUCGCCGAACCUGUCGCUCUUCGAGCGGCUCUUCCUCGACGACUUCUGGGGCUGGCUCCCGGGCCACGUCUACCCGGCCUGGCUGGCGCCGAACGCCAUCACCUGCGCGGGUCUGGGCGCCAUCGCGGGCAUGACCGCGCUCGUGCUCCGAACGUCGCCGGACCUCGCCGGCGCGGCGCCGCGCUGGGUCUACGGCGUCUGCGGCGCCAGCGUCUGGCUCUACCAGACCCUGGACGGCUCCGACGGCAAGCAGGCGCGCGCGACGAAGAGCGGGUCGGCGCUCGGCGAGGUCAUGGACCACGGCGUCGACGCGCUGGCCACCGUG
This is a messenger RNA of Aureococcus anophagefferens, 384 nucleotides long. RefSeq lists its product as hypothetical. Gene Ontology annotation, molecular function: phosphotransferase activity, for other substituted phosphate groups. Gene Ontology annotation, cellular component: membrane. Lineage: Eukaryota; Pelagophyceae; Pelagomonadales; Pelagomonadaceae. The record is from RefSeq and is a predicted model, not a curated record. Gene Ontology annotation, biological process: phospholipid biosynthetic process. The annotation marks the transcript as partial. The transcript has a single exon.